Messenger RNA from Penicillium pulvis, 1008 nucleotides. RefSeq names its product putative glycosyl transferase family 8 family. Gene Ontology annotation, biological process: protein N-linked glycosylation. NCBI's taxonomy places the organism in Eukaryota, Fungi, Ascomycota, Eurotiomycetes, Eurotiales, Aspergillaceae. Gene Ontology annotation, molecular function: glycosyltransferase activity. Bases 1 to 1008 code for a protein of 335 amino acids. The transcript has a single exon. The record is from RefSeq and is a predicted model, not a curated record.
AUGCAAAGCAAACUGAGCCGCGCUGCCCUCAUCGCAUGCCUGGCAUUUGCCAUGUUAUGGUUUUCAAAUCACUUCUUCACAGAUCGAACUACAAACCGGUCGGCAUCCAUCAAAAAACGCCGUGUAGUUUAUGCGACGUACCUAAGCGCACCCACAGAGUGGCCAAACCAUACCAUCUCCGAUUUUUGGAUUUCCGUGGAUCCUUACUUUGAUGCCACUCGGAUCCUCACCUAUCAAAUCCUUCAUGCCCCUGAGACACGCACAAAAUUGAACAUUCCAUUUGUGGUAUUUGUCCACGAGAACGUCGACCAAGACAAGCGGAAGCACCUGCAGAUCCAGGGCGCGGAAGUAAUCGAGCUAGCCGAUUUCCGAGUGGACUGGAUCCGCCCCAAGGAUCGGCGAUGGAUCGACGCCCUCACUAAACUUCGAAUGUGGCAGAUGGAUCAAUACGACUUGAUUGUCUUCUUAGACGCCGACUCGAUAUUGACAAGGUCCCUCGAUGACCUCCUGAGUACAGAAGAAACCUUGCCCCGAGUUACGGUCCAGCAAAAAGCCUCGUGCAACGGUGUUGAAGUGCCACUUCCGCAUACAUAUGUCACUGCGGGCUUGCCUCAACUCAGACACAAUCAUUCGGCAAACCCAUCUCGUGUGCCAGAGGACUUCUGGGGAUGGGAUAACUUGAAUACGGGCUUUUUGGUCUUACAACCUUCGCUCGAACUUUUUGAAUAUUUCGAGUGUUUGCUGGCUUCAAAGGAUAGCUUUGAUAGUAGUAUCGCAGACCAAAGCGUUCUGAAUUUCGCGUUCACUCAAUCUGGCCCCAUCCCGUGGACCAUGGUGGAUCUUUCGUGGAAUAUACAGUGGCCUUGGCCUGAUGAUAUCAAGUCGGGGUAUGCUGUCCUUCAUGAGAAGUGGUGGGCGCCUGUACAUUUAGAAUCUAGAGACUAUCUUCUCUCUUGGUACUGGCGGAUGGUCGGUUUUUCUUCUGCCCCCCCCCUGUUCGAAGCGUAA